This is a messenger RNA of Stegastes partitus (bicolor damselfish), 1856 nucleotides long. RefSeq lists its product as uncharacterized. Lineage: Eukaryota; Metazoa; Chordata; Actinopteri; Pomacentridae. The record is from RefSeq and is a predicted model, not a curated record. The coding region runs from base 1 to 1053 and encodes 350 amino acids. The transcript has 6 exons.
AUGGGUGCUCCAACUCCCAAAAUGCUGCGUGAAACCAUUGAAAACCAAACCCCAGCCUUCAGACUUAAAAGGGCCGAGUCUAGUGGCUCUUUGAUCUACAGCUAUGUGAUUGCAACAGAAACUGAACUGUGGGAUAUUGGCGACAUCUUCACAGAGGUGGCCGAGGGAGACUCUGAUCCGAAGCCCUUUGAAGGUGAAGAAGAAGAAGAAGACGCCCUAAAUAUAAACGCUCAAGUGGAGAACUCCUGUGUUAACAUCCAGUGGAAAACCCAGACCCUUAAACGCACAAAACCUGCAAUGAGCGUAGACAUUCCCGAGUUUCAGAUCCGAAAGUUUGAAGAGACUGAAGUUGUGGUGUCUCAUAUCGUCAGCCCAGGAAACUUCUACAUCCAGCACGCAGACUCCCCUGAGAAGCUGCAGGCCCUUGUCAUUGACAGCUGGAAAGCCAGUAGUUCAUAUGCCGAGCAGAACUGCAUUCCAGACAUUGGAACCAAAGUAAUGGCUUGGUUUCCUCAGCAGGAACAAUGGUGCAGGGCUCAGGUGAUGAAAAUAUGUGGAGUGAGUAGAGAUGAUAAUGCCACAGAUGGCGCUGAGAGAAAGACAUCCAUCAAGGUGGAAGUGAAACGGCUGGACCACGGCGACACCGCUUGUCCGUCUUUGUGGAACGUAAAGGACCUGCCCCCAGAAAUGGCUGCUCUGCCACUUCAAGCAGUGCAGGUUUCGCUGGCAAAUGUGACGCCCGUAAACGAGACGGAUUGGUCUGAGGAGGCAGUGGACUGGUUCAAAGCGAUGGUGCACAACAGGACGCUCUACGCCAGACUUUAUCCUCAGGGGCCCAAAGUUACAGUCGAGCUGUUCUUGGAAAAGGGAACGCUAGGAGCUAUGAGGAGGGGAGCAUCACUGUCUGUGAGACUGGCCAAAAACGGACAUGCACAACAUCACAAACUGAAGAACGUCGGCCUCACAAACAGAAGCGCUGUUCAACUUAACAUGCAAAAACAGGAUUCUGAGUGGGAGAAGUACCUCAUCUCAUGUUACACUCAACAUAAGUAACUGAAAGCAGGGAGUGUGUGUGUACUUCUGUCUUGCUUGUGUGACGGACUGUGAGGUUUGAAAUACAAAUGGCAACUCCUGCCAUGCAGCACACGAAUAUAGACAUUUGAUUACUCUUAAAUGAGAGAGCAAGAAAAAAGUUUUGAUGAAGCAUUUGUGCACAAGCGAACAUUAGGAUUAAAUCCAUAAAUAGUCAUUAAAAACUCCAGUGACUGCGUAAAUCAAGAAUAUUUACAUUUUGAACAAUGUAAUCUAAAUACAAAUUCAGAAUUCUAACUCCAGGUGUUGACUGGACUAGUACACAUUAAGUUACUUGUAUCAGCUUUCAUGUUGGUUUUUAUGUUGCAGUUUACAAAACGACGUAUGGUGAAUUUUAUAUAUAAAUUCAUAUCAUUUUUUUUUGUAAGUUAAAGAUGUUUGACAUUUCUCUUUAAAGUAGAGAUACAUUUGUGUGUGAACAAUUUUUAUAAGUCUAAUUUGGAUUGAAAACAGUUUAUUUGUUGUUCAGUUUUUUUUUUUUUUGUCUGCAUUCUGACACUCGAAAACAUUAAAGUGUGUCUCCGGUCCUGAUUAUUGCAGCCACUAGACGGUGCUAGUUCAGUCCGAUUACCUGCCUUCUAUUAAGUGAUACUUGGUUUCUCUCUAUGCUACAACCAGUAGGUCUGUUUAAUUAAUUUUUUUAUUCUACUUUUGAUGAUCAUCACAAGCUGCUGCUUCGGUUGAUAUUGAGUUCUUGUACAAUGGCUGAUUUUUAUUUUUUUUAUGUGUACAUUUCUUCUUUUGCAAUAAAGACGUGUUCUGUG